Messenger RNA from Aaosphaeria arxii CBS 175.79, 519 nucleotides. RefSeq lists its product as uncharacterized. Bases 196 to 477 code for a protein of 93 amino acids. Lineage: Eukaryota; Fungi; Ascomycota; Dothideomycetes; Pleosporales. The transcript has a single exon. The record is from RefSeq and is a predicted model, not a curated record.
UGGGGGAGGCUGGAGGCUGGAGGCUGGAGGCUGGGCUGGUCUGGGUGAUGGAUGGUUAAGGUGCAGUAGAAGGGUCCCGGGUCUGUGCGCCACCAAUCAGGGUGGAGUAUGGAGAACGGGUAGAGAGACUGUGGGUAUUCAUCAAGGCUCACGGCGCUUCAAGACAGGUCGGACGUCUACCAUGUACUCCAUACAAUGACUGUCCUGUAUGUCUCUCUCUUGUUAGUGGUCCAUCAUCUGGAUGGUCGCGAGGCGGAGGUCAGUCUUCCCCAGGGUUCCAUCCGGCCGCCUUCACGGCCACAUCUCGUCCAUGGCCGCAUCCAAGGCCAUCCUUGGACUGGGGAUGGGGUGCAGUCUGCAGAUCUAAGACAAAUAUGUGCUAGAGCCGAAGUAGCCAAGUCGAUAGAGGUGGGAGACGAGAUUCCAUCCGCAAUUCAUCCAGAAGACCACAGCCAACGCUCUCUUCCUUCUUCGUAACUCGUGUGUGUAAUGUGAGGGUAAGCCUGUGAGGACGAGAGC